UGCUCUCUCCUGGAUCGACAGUAACAUGGAAGAGCAGUCUGGACUGAGAUUUACAGCGAGCAGAGAAUAACUGCUAAAUGAUCCGUUAACCUGCCUAACCUAAUACUUUUAACUCGUGUAUUUCUUAAGAAAGGUGUUUUUGUGAGGUAAUGAAAAUGUUGGGCAUGUACGUGCCGGACAGAUUCGUGCUGAAGUCCUCUAAAGUUCAGGACGGGAUGGGGUUGUACACUGCCAGAGCAGUCCAGAAGGGUGAGAAGUUUGGUCCUUUUGCAGGUGAGAAGCGGAUGCUGUGUGAUUUGGAUGAAAGCAUGGAUCCACGGCUGAUGUGGGAGGUGCGAGGGAAUAAAGGUGACGUGCUGUACAUUCUGGAUGCGAGUAACCCUCGUCAUGCUAACUGGCUCCGCUUCAUCCAUCAGGCCCCAUCACAGGAGGAGAAGAACCUGGCUGCCAUUCAGGACGGAGAGAACAUCUUCUAUUUGGCUGUGGAUGACAUUGAGACAGAUACAGAGCUUCUGAUUGGUUAUCUGGACAGUGACAUGGAAGAGGAAGAGGAGGACGAUGAGGAAGAUGAGAACAUCAAAGAUGAAAAUGAGAACAAUAAAGAUGCCAAACACCUCAGCACAGAAACAGAGAUGGUGAUUAAGAAGGAAGAUUAUCCAUGUCUGCUGUGUGAGAGCAGUUUCCCAAGUGAAGACGUGUUAGCUGAACAUCUACAGAGUCUUCAUCACAGAGGAAGUGCAGAAGACAAAGAGUUUAAAUGCCGUUCAUGUGGAAAAGAGUUUCCUGUCAAACAGGCCCUGCAGCGCCAUGUUCUUCACUGUACAGAGAGCUCGGCUUCAUCAGGAGACCCUUCAAAAGCUCAUCAGUGUGCUCUGUGUCACAGCACCUUCUCUUCAGAGUCCAGUUUUGAGCAGCAUAAAGAGGCAUGUAAAGGAGAUGGCCGGUUCAUUUGUAAGGCUGAGAGCUGUGGCAAACGAUUCAAGAGUAAAGAUGCCCUGAAGAAACACAAAGGCAACGUCCACACAGGGAGUGCUCGCAGGAAGUUGAUAUGCACCAUCUGUAAUAAGAAGUGCUCAUCCUCGAUCAACCUGCAGGAGCAUCGCAAGGUUCAUGAGAUAUUUGACUGUACUGCCUGCGAUAAAAAGUUCAUCUCUACGAAUCAACUGAAGCGACACAUGAUCACACACUCUGAAAAGCGUCCGUUCACCUGCGAAAUCUGCAGCCGAAGUUUCAAGCGUCUGGAUCAAGCCACGGCCCAUAAGAUCAUCCACAGUGAAGACAAACCGUACAAGUGUAAGCUGUGCUGGAAAGAGUUCGCCCAUCGCAACGUCUACAAGAACCAUAAGAAGACUCAUUCUGAGGAGAGGCCGUUUCAGUGUGAGGAGUGUAAAGCCCUGUUCCGUACCCCGUUCUCCUUACAGCGCCAUCUCCUCAUUCAUAACAGUGAGAGAACGUUUAAGUGCGACCAAUGUGACGCCACCUUUAAGCGUAAGGACACGCUCAAUGUGCACAUUCAGGUGGUGCAUGACGGACACAAGAAGUACAAAUGUGACCUGUGCGAGAAGGCUUUUGUCACACCCUCUGUACUUAAGAGCCACAAGAAGACCCAUACAGGAGAGAAGGAGAAGAUCUGCCCAUACUGUGGUCAGAAGUUUGCCAGUAAUGGGACUCUGAGAGUGCACAUCCGCAGCCACACAGGUGAGCGGCCAUAUCAGUGUCCAUACUGUGACAAGGCCUUCAGCAAGAACGAUGGCCUUAAAAUGCAUAUACGUACGCAUACUCGGGAAAAGCCAUAUAAAUGCAGUGAGUGCAACAAGGCCUUCAGUCAGAAACGUGGCCUGGACGAACACAUGCGCACACACACCGGAGAGAAGCCCUUCCAGUGUGAUGUGUGCGACCUGUCGUUCAGUCUGAAGAAGAUGUUGAUCAGACACAAGCUGACCCAUAACCCAAACAGACCCAUGGCUGAAUGCUCGCUGUGCCACAAGAAAUUCACCCGUAAUGACUACCUCAAAGUCCAUAUGGAGAACAUGCAUGGAGAGACGGAGGGAUAGACAAUAAUACAGCAACCAUGCAUAUUUACACAGACGUUUACUUUCAAAUCAUAUCUACAGUUCUACAAAGGAUGCAUAUAUAAAGAGUAUAUACAGCAAACACUUUCACAAGCACAUUGAUGCACUUUCACAAAUAUGAUCAGUGCACACUGUAAUUGGUGUGUAUAGACAUUCCAAAGAUCUGCGUACAUCUGUGUAUGUACGGAAAGCAUGAAAAUGUGCAAUUGUACAGAGUCUGCCCUUUUUCAUGUGUUUUUUUCACCAUUUUUAAGAGAUAUUUUGUGACCAAAGACCAUGUUUUGCGAAUUUUCUACAACCCUGUUUGUUGUUUUUAAAUGUUGUUUGCAUUUAACUGUAUAAUUCAAUAUUUAUCGUGUUAUAUUAAUAGUUUUUCUUCAGGUUCACAUGAGGUUUUUGUUUGAUUGUAAGAUUAACAUCUUGUGGUUCUAAUUUGAAAAGUUUGCAAUGCAUUUGACUUUUGUUUUGAUGAAUGAGUGAAUAAACCACUGAU
Messenger RNA from Myxocyprinus asiaticus (Chinese sucker), 2565 nucleotides. RefSeq names its product PR domain zinc finger protein 5-like. The record is from RefSeq and is a predicted model, not a curated record. NCBI's taxonomy places the organism in Eukaryota, Metazoa, Chordata, Actinopteri, Cypriniformes, Catostomidae. The coding region runs from base 150 to 2054 and encodes 634 amino acids. Gene Ontology annotation, molecular function: transcription cis-regulatory region binding; protein binding. The transcript has 16 exons.